Molecule: messenger RNA, 1935 nt
Organism: Ceratotherium simum simum (southern white rhinoceros)
Lineage: Eukaryota; Metazoa; Chordata; Mammalia; Perissodactyla; Rhinocerotidae
Gene: MKRN3
Product: makorin ring finger protein 3
Biological process (GO): protein polyubiquitination
Molecular function (GO): metal ion binding; ubiquitin protein ligase activity
Source: RefSeq, a predicted model, not a curated record
AUGGAAGAGCCUGCAGCUCCCUCUGAAGCCUCUGAGGCAGCUGGGGCCCCUACGGGUGCUGCGGCAGCAGGGGAGGGUCCUGGAGGGCCCCGUCUGCCCGUGCGCCCUGUCCCCCGGCAAGUUGCGGUUCCGAGCCCGGCCCUCCUCCGAGCGUCACGUCGGAGGCCUGCCCAGGCCUCAGGGGGAGGGGCCGGGCCCAGCUGGCUGCCGAGCCGGAGCAGUGGCAGCUGGACAAAGCAAAUCACUUGCAGGUAUUAUCUGCAUGGGCGGUGCAAGGAGGGGGAGAACUGUCGCUACUCCCACGACCUCUCAGGCUGGCAGAUGGCCAGGGAGGGUCGUAGUUCGCCGCCUGGGGCCUCUGCAGGCCAAGGCGCCAGCACGGCUGCGCACGUUGAGACCCUGCCUCAGGAAGUGGCGAAAGCCCCCCCUGCUGCGUCCUCACGCUCCUUGCCUGUGAUUGGCUCGGCUGCUGAAAGGGGUUUCUUUGAAGCUGAGAGAGAGAGUGCAGGCCUGGAAGCUGCCGGAGGAGCAGGUGCAGAAGGCUGGGCGGAUGCCAUUGAGUUUGUUCCCGGGCAACCCUACCGGGGCCGCAGGGCCCUUGUUGUCCCCGAGGCUCCUCUGCAGAGCUCAGUGACUGAGAGGGAGCAGAUUGCUGUGGGCACGGGGGAGCAGCUUUGCCGCGAUGCUAUCAUGGGGCAAUGCUUUCGUGGGGAGAGAUGUAUGUAUGUCCACGGAGACAUAUGCGAUAUGUGUGGGCUACAGGUCUUACACCCGGUGGAUGCUGUCCAGAGGGAAGACCAUAUAAGGGCCUGCAUUGAAGCACACGAGAAGGAUAUGGAACUCUCGUUUGCUGUGCAGCGCAGUCUGGACAAAGUGUGUGGCAUCUGCAUGGAGGUGGUGUAUGACAGAGCCAACCCCAGUGACCGCCGCUUUGGCAUCCUCUCCAACUGCAACCACGCCUACUGUCUUAAGUGUAUCCGCAGGUGGAGGAGUGCCAAACACUUUGGGAGCAGGCUGGUCAAAUCCUGCCCGCAGUGCAGGGUCACUUCCAGCCUUGUUAUUCCCAGUGAGUUCUGGGUGGAGGAAGAAGAAGAGAAGCAGAAACUUAUUCAGCAGUACAAGGAGGCAAUGAGAAACAAGACCUGCAGGUAUUUUGCUGCAAGCGGGGGUUAUUGCCCAUUUGGAGAGAACUGUUUUUACAAGCAUGCAGACCCUGAGGGCCUGGGAGAGGAUCCUGUGCAGGUGGGAGAGGGCGACAUGCCCUUUAAAAGCUGUAAAAAAGAGCUUGUCAUGCUUCGGCUGGCCAAUCUGUUGUUUAAGUGUUUCCUUUCACUGGGAGAUAAUGAGCUCCCCUUCUCAGAGGACCAGUGGGACUUGCUUCAUUAUGAGCUAGAAAAAACAUUUCAAUUUGAGUCUGUAGCAUUAUGCUGUGGCAUGUGGUCUAGUGUGCUGAGGCUCCGUCAUCCGCUAUUGCCUGUUUUCUGUUUGUAGACACAUCUGUCACUCACAGGGGCUGUUGAAGUCAUUUUCAUGGAGCAUCCAUCUCUGUUUUCUUGCCCAUCCCAUUUGUUUCCCCCUAUGAUUAUGGUGUCUCACUGUGUUAAAAAGCAAUCGAAAGUCCUUAAAGUUAUUGUUUGGUGAAAUUAAUAUUACUGUCAGUUUAUGGUUUAUUUUGUCGUCUCUGUUUUCAACAGGAGUGACUCAGUUCUAGUCUAGUGUUUACAGAAUUUCCACACUCAUUUUGAAGUCCCUCAAGAAUAAAUGUGACAGGGUGAAGGGAGAAGUCUUAACUGAACAAGGAGCUUUUUGCUACUACAGCCUUAAGAAAUGGACCCUGGCGGGGCCUUGUGGUGCAGCUGCUCAUCUCUUGUUGUUUACAUGUUGUUCCUUCCCUCAUCCCCUUCAAGUGCGCUCUUUAACUUGUGGUUACCUUGU